Messenger RNA from Aureobasidium melanogenum CBS 110374, 1299 nucleotides. RefSeq lists its product as uncharacterized. The record is from RefSeq and is a predicted model, not a curated record. Bases 1 to 1299 code for a protein of 432 amino acids. NCBI's taxonomy places the organism in Eukaryota, Fungi, Ascomycota, Dothideomycetes, Dothideales, Saccotheciaceae. The transcript is spliced from 2 exons.
AUGUCGUAUGAGGAUUCACUGUCAUCGCAAUACUUGGCCUCGUCCAUCUCGUCGCUCUCGUCGGCCCGCGCUCAGUCGUCGCAAAUCGCUAGAACCUACCGCCAGGCCGCCCAAUUGUUUCUCACCCGCCGGCUUUAUGAAGCCUUGUCUACCAUUGAUCCCAUCAUCUCGCCCGAAGCUCCGGAAUCGCCUUUCCAGCAAGACGAGCUGACUGACCGCCAUGCCGCGCCUGUCGCAUUCGCAUCCAAGACUAGCCGCGUUAAGGUGUGGAGCUUCUACCUGACUCUGCUCAAUGCCAUUAUAGAACUGGGCCCCGAGGAAGGCAAACUGGUCUUUGGAAGUACUAAAUGGCGGGAACUGGCCUCGUACGCGCGUCAGGGUACCAUCUGGGACCUCGUUGUCAAGCAGGGUUAUCAAGGUAACGAGGGCGCCGUGGACGCCGAGGUCGUCGUCAAUCUUGCGACUUUGCUUCUGGCACACAUGCCGUCACAGAAGCUGAACCAGCAGCGUCUCGAGACCUACCUGUCCGCCUUGUCCAAUCCCAGCUUUGACAUUACUGCCCACCUCGAAGCCUCCCAGCAAUCCAUGCGCAACUCGUCCCACCACAAUGGAACAAGUACCCCUCGCGAUUUGAACACCCGUCUCAAGCUUCUCGAGCUUUAUACUCUUCAUGUUCUGCCUCAGAAUGACGAAUGGGACUACGCCCGCGACUUUAUCAGUAUGAGCGAGGUUCUAGAUGACGAGAGAAGGGAUGCUUUCCUACAAGCACUUCACACAUUGAAAGAGGAGAAAGAGCUGGAUGGAAUCAGGGAGAAGGAGCUUCAGCGUCGCCAGGACGAAGAGAUGCAACAAAGGCGUCUCGAGGAAGAGAGACGCCGAAAAGAAGAAGCCAGAGCAGAACAGGAGAAAAGGCGACGGGAAGCUGAUGAGAGACCACGUACAGCUGGCUCGCAAAACAGAACACCUUCGAACUCUAGCAACAACAACUCCAGAGCAGGGCAGACUAACAGAAAUCAACCUGCGUCGAGAGCGAAAGCUCCGCAGAAGAAAGCCACGCCUUCAUCAUCGCGCGUGAAUCGUCGCUCGAUAUUCGCGACCAUGCAGGCGGCUGUUCUGAAAGCUGGGAGAUCCGUCAGCCAGAAUCCCAUGGUGAUGCUCCGGUUUGUACUCUUUUUGAUGGCUUUCACAUUGGCAUUUGCACGUCGAGACGUUAGGGACAAAGUCAAGCGGAGCUUACAGGGCGGAUUGCAUAAAGUACAGAGGACCAUAGGGAUGGGCGUGAAGGUCUCUUACAUCUGA